GGUUGGAUGUUGGGCGGGGUCUGAGGAGACACGGAGAAACGCUGCUGCUGCUCCGAGUGAAGGAGGAGAAGAAGAGGAGGACAGAAAGAUAGAGACACACAGACAGGCAGAGACAGACAGGCAGAGAGACAGGCAGACAGGCAAACGGAGAGACACACAGACGGGAGGAUGGACCGGCGCAGCGGCCGUCGGUAGCGCUCUGUUUUCGGGGACGGAGCUCCAGGAUGAGCGUAGCGCUGCAGGACCUCCGGAACACCAUGUCCAACUACAAACGAGCCACGCUGGAAGAGGACGAGGUGUCGGAUGCUCCGGCUGAGGCGGCCUCGUCUCCCGACCGAGUGGAGGUGGGCUUCAGGAAGGGGGGCGUGGACAUCCUGGGCCGGAGGACUCAGCUGGAGGUUCUGCUGUCGGGUCUGCUGCUGGCCUCCCUGCUGGCUCUGCUGGCCUGUGUGCUGGUCCUGGGUCUAGGGUUCAGCUCAGACAGUGGGCGUGGCCUGUGCCUGUCGGAGGCGUGCGUCACGGUGGCGAGUCAGAUGGUGGAGGCCAUGGACCGCGGCGCCGACCCCUGCAGCGACUUCUACCAGUUCGCCUGCGGAGGCUGGAUGAGGAAGAACCCGCUGCCUGAUGGGCGCUCCAGGUGGUCCACCUUCAACAGCAUCUGGGAGCAGAACCAGGCCCUGCUCAAGCACCUGCUGGAGAACGGGACCUUCAAUGGCAGCAGCGAGGCCGAGAGGAAGACCCAGUCCUACUACAUGUCGUGUCUCAACACCCAGAGGAUCGAGGAGCUGGGGGCUCAGCCUCUCGUGGACCUCAUCGCCAAGAUCGGGGGCUGGAACAUGACGGGUCCCUGGGAGAAGGAGAACUUCAUGGAGGUUCUGAAGGCGGUUUCUGGUCCCUACAGAGCUCAGCCCUUCUUCAGCGUCGGAGUCAACGCUGAUCCCAAGAACUCCAACAGCAACGUCAUCCAGUUGGAUCAAUCAGGACUCUUCUUGCCGUCCAGAGACUAUUACCUCAACAGGACGGCCAACGAGAAGGUGCUGGUGGCGUACCUGGACUACAUGGUGGAGCUGGGGAGGCUGCUGGGAGGGGAGAGGAGCUCCACUCAAAUCCUAAUGCAGCAGAUUCUGGACUUUGAGACGGCGCUCGCCAACAUUACCGUCCCUCAGGACCAGCGGAGGGACGAGGAGAAGAUCUACCACAAGGUCACCAUCUCUGAGCUCCAGGUGCUGGCUCCGUCCGUGGAGUGGCUGGACUUCCUCUCGUCCUCUCUGUCUCCUCUGGAGCUCAACGCCACGGAGCCCGUGGUUCUGUACGCCAGAGAGUACCUACAGCAGGUGUCUGAGCUCAUCAACAGGACGGACCGCAGUCUGCUGAACAACUACAUGAUGUGGACCCUGGUCCAGAAGAGUGUGGCCAGUCUGGAUCAACGCUUUGAGAACGCUCAGGACAAACUGUUGGAGAGCCUGUACGGGACCAAGAAGUCCUGCACCCCCCGCUGGCAGACCUGUAUCGGGAACACCGACGACACCCUGGGCUUCGCUCUGGGAGCGCUCUUCGUCAAGGCCACCUUCGACAAACACAGCAAAGAGAUUGCCGAGGAGAUGAUUAACGAGAUCCGCUCAGCGUUUAAAGAAGCUCUGGACCGGCUCAACUGGAUGGACGACCACACGAGACAGGCAGCUAAAGACAAGGCAGAUGCAAUCUACGACAUGAUCGGUUUCCCAGAAUUCAUCCUGGACCCCAAAGAGCUGGACGACGUAUUUGACGGGUACGACGUGUCCGACGACAGCUUUUUCCAGAACAUGUUGAACUUCUACAACUUCUCAUCCCGAGUGAUGGCCGACCAGCUGAGGAAGACUCCCAACAAAGACCAGUGGAGCAUGACUCCUCCUACAGUUAAUGCCUACUACAUGCCCACUAAGAACGGCAUCGUUUUCCCUGCUGGGAUCCUCCAAGCUCCUUUCUACGCCCAGGACCACCCCAAGGCACUGAACUUCGGCGGCAUCGGGGUGGUGAUGGGUCACGAGCUCACGCAUGCCUUCGACGAUCAGGGUCGCGAGUACGAUAAAGAAGGGAACUUGAGGCCGUGGUGGCAGAACUCGUCGGUGGAGGCGUUCCGCCAGAGGACCGAGUGCAUGAUGGACCAGUACAACCAUUACACCGUCAACGGAGAACACGUCAACGGAAAGCAGACGCUCGGGGAAAACAUAGCGGACAACGGAGGACUGAAGGCGGCGUAUCAUGCCUAUCGGUCGUGGGUCCAGAAGAACGGGGAGGAGAAGAGGCUUCCUGCCGUCAACCUGACCAACGACCAGCUCUUCUUCUUGGGAUUUGCUCAGGUGUGGUGUUCGGUCCGGACACCGGAGAGCGCUCACGAGGGUCUGGUGACCGACCCCCACAGCCCACCCCGAUACAGGGUCAUCGGCACGCUCGCCAACUCUCCGGACUUCAGCCGCCACUUCAACUGCCCUGCGGGGACGCCGAUGAACACCGGGCGGCGCUGCGAGGUCUGGUAGACGGCCUGAAAAGAAGAGGGGGGGGGGGGAAGGGGGCGUGGUUAGCGGUCGGUUCGUCGUCACCUUCAUCCCUUUGAUAGAAAGCUGUGGCUUAGAGACGAGCAGACGACUUCCUGUCUGCAACCUGAACGAACUCAAUGGACUUCAGGGACACGAGGAUGACGAGGAUGACCAUGAAGAAGAAGCCACAUGGGACGAUGUUGCUGAUUUCUGCUUUAUCACCGUUGAUUGAUUAUGAAUAUUGUGUUAUUAAUGGGCUGUGUGUGUGUGUGUGUGUGUGUGUGUGUGUGUGUGUGUGUGUGUGUGUGUGUGUGUGUGUGUGUGUGUGUGUGUGUGUGUGUGUGUGUGUGUGUGUGUGUGUGUGUGUGUGUGUGUGUGUGUGUGUGUGUGUGUGUGUGUGUGUGUGUGUGUGUGUGUGUGUGUGUGUGUGUGUGUGUGUGUGUGUGUGUGUGUGUCUCUCUCUCUGAUAACACCAUGAUGUUACGAACAAUUGCGUCAUCGUUGUGUGUACAGAAGUCUGAUUCAUUAUUCAAUUAAGGACCUUUAUAAGGCAUCGUUAUAUUUAUGGUUCAAUUAGUUCAUUAAGCGAAUAAUUAAAUGAUUUCAGGGUUUUAAUGGAUUAUUAUGAAGUUUUUAAGGAGUAAAACACCAUAAAAUGGACCAAAUAGGAUAAACAGUUUAAAUGAAGCAUUCAAGUUGUUGCUCAGUUUUAAGUCUUUUUCAGCCCUAAAAGGUUCUUAAAUCUGCAAGAAAUAUUAAACGUAUAGAAUCCAUUAAAAUGAAUUGCAUCGUUAUUAAAACUUCUCCACGUGUCAAAGCAACCGCCUUAAGAAUUUAAGAUCAUUAAACAACAGAAAGAUGUUGUUUAA
Molecule: messenger RNA, 3385 nt
Organism: Cyclopterus lumpus (lumpfish)
Lineage: Eukaryota; Metazoa; Chordata; Actinopteri; Perciformes; Cyclopteridae
Gene: ece2b
Product: endothelin converting enzyme 2b
Exons: 19
Coding region: 225-2516 (763 amino acids)
Biological process (GO): protein processing
Cellular component (GO): plasma membrane
Molecular function (GO): metalloendopeptidase activity
Source: RefSeq, a predicted model, not a curated record